Messenger RNA from Sander lucioperca (pikeperch), 2351 nucleotides. Its product is annotated as GTPase IMAP family member 4-like. The transcript has 10 exons. Lineage: Eukaryota; Metazoa; Chordata; Actinopteri; Perciformes; Percidae. Gene Ontology annotation, molecular function: GTP binding. The record is from RefSeq and is a predicted model, not a curated record. The coding region runs from base 231 to 1262 and encodes 343 amino acids.
CCUGGACCUUCUCACUGCAUUGCUUUGCCACAUGGCCCAAUAAGGCAGGCCUGCACAGGCCUUACUGCACAACAGCAAGAAGAUCACAUCCAACUUUGACCUCAUGUGAGUUGCGUCACGGCCUUCUUUGGGGAGGAUUAACUGACUACACAGCAGUUGUGAGCAGACGUGGUGCUGUCACAUAUUCUCGCUAUCUUGACACAGGCUGACAGUCUGUCAACUUCAGAGAAAUGGAGUGCCAAUGUGAGAAGGACAACGCCGAGGAUGCUGUUACAGACUGGUGGCUGAACAGCAACAACAUCCAAAUGGGAGCUUUUACUGUGGUGGGGUAUCUUCUCUACAGAUUCUCACAGACACUGCCAGCUCUGAUCCGAUGGCCGAUUCGUCUGUUCUGCACUCUAACCGGUCUGACAGCUCUUUGGAGUUGGGUGAGCCGCCUAGUGGGAACCCUUCGUGGAAUCCAGAGCCUGUGUAACUGGCUGUCUGGAAUUUGGCAGUUUAUUGAAGCAUCUUCCUCCAAGUUCAAGUCGCUGAUUAGUGUCAACACGGAGAUGGAUCCGUCCAGCAGCACCGACAAACCAGGCCUAAGGCUGAUCCUCCUGGGGCCCAUUGGUGGAGGACGGACCUCCCUUGCAGAUACUUUGUUGGGCAACAGUGAGACAAAGGCACCCAUGGGUCCCCUAAUGAAGAGCACCAAGAGGAGGACAGUAAUGGAUGGUAGAGAGGUUAUAGUGAUCGACACCCCAGAUCUUUUGGGGACGUCAUUGGGGAACGACAACAGAGCCAGGGAAGCUCUGAGGAGCCUUCAGCUCUCCGGUCCUGGACCGCACGCCCUCCUUCUGGUGAUACGAGCUCCGGGCUCCAGCACGGAGAUCAACCAGGAUGCGGCUCAGGCAAUCCGAGCCACCCUCGAGCUGUUUGGAGAUGGGGUCGCGGGGUACAUCAUCCCAGUGCUCACCCAUGCAGACCGCCUGGGUCGAAAGCGUACUGUAGAUCAGCUGCUGGAUGUGGACUCUGGGGCUCUGCAAAGGGCUCUGUCUCUAAGCGACCAGAGGCCAGAGCUGGUGGACAACAGACCAGACUGCCCCCCAGAGGCGCAGAGUGUGAUACGCAGGCAGCUGCUGGGGCGUGUGGUGGAGAUGAAGACACUGAGGGGGCAUUUUGUCCACGAGCUGCAGAAGAGGGAGGACCGCAUCAGGGAGGAGCUGCUAGCAGAUAUGGGCUCUGCCCUGGCUGGAAAACUGGGACGCGCAUGUGAAUGAGGGGGGGGGGGGGGGCAGUGAAAAAAAUAAGGAGACAGGAUUCAUUCAAGUGUUAAACGUGCAAUUUUGACUUUAAGUGCAAGGGUGAAUCUUUGCCUGAGGUAUUUUUGUCACUCUGCUGGUUCACCACUGUCCAAAUGAAUGUACUACUGCUGGAUGGCCGCCUUUUGGUUUUCAACAUGCCACCGAUGCUUUUGGUUAGAUAUCAUGCCCACACACACUUAAUUUAGCUAUUUUGAUGUGUUGUAAUUCCUCCAUGUCUGUAUAUUCUUUUGGAAAGGCGUGCACCUCAUGUUUUCUUACUCUGCUGCAGUGCUUGGCCCUCCCCUCUUUCCUUCAUAAUUUAUAAGAUAUCAAACUUUAAAGAUGAUCGGGGAAAAUAAACUAAAGUCACAUUGGGAGUUCAGCAGUACUGUUCUAUGUGUUCUUUGCUUUCUCCAGAGGCCUCUGAAAUAGCAUUUAGACAAGAUAAUUAACAAUUACUUUAAUAUGAACAAGUUCCAAUUCAAUUGCAGGUUUUGGAGAUUGUAUUUAUGUAGCUGUGAUCAGAAAAAAAAUCUCCUAUAUAUUGUCAACAAAUGACAGUAACAAGUUUAUAUAUAAUAAUAAUAAUAAUAAUAAUAUCACUAAAGCUAUGAUUCUGUCUUUAAUUGUGAAGGUAUCAAUCUUGUAUCUAUUUUACAAGUAUAUGUUGUCAAUCUAGUGCAGUAUAAACCCAUUUUCGUCAAUAACCUUUCAUUUUCAGAAUUGAGUUUGCCCACAUUUUUAGGCAGGCAAAUCCUAAUGAGCUGAGACACAAGUAGAUAGAUAGAGCAUUCAUCUAAACAAACAGUGCAGACCUUCAACAGACCAAUCAGGUUCCUCAUGGGCAUGAUGAUGUAUAAACGUAAGCAUAGGAAAGAAGGAAAGAAAAUAACCCCCAGUGGUCUGCUGUUCUUUUGCCAAGCCUGACCUCUGACCUGAGAGAAAGAGAAAACGAUUACGAUUAAACGAUUAAAGUAAUAGUUAGCCCCAGUCAUUAUGUUCCAGCUCGUCUGGGGGCCAGGGACUAUUUACAGUGCUGUGCAGCCAAACAAAUAUACUGCAAAA